GCACUCAGGCUUGAAUAUGUAAAACACAAAGUGUUUCUAGCCCCCAUGCAAAGCUCGAGAGAAACUCUGAUUGAUAUGUCCCUGCAGUUGGCGGCGGCAAGCUGGAUUGCAUCCGGCUCCAUGGUCCAGGAUGUGAAUUGUUCUAGGCCCUUGAAAGACACUGAUCUCAGGACAGGCUGGAAAUAGACCUGGAGGAUCUUCAAACGGAGGACUGUGGGUUCCGACCCACCACCACUUCGGAGCUCAAGCUUCACAAGGGACUGUUUGGAUGAUAGCUCUUCUCAGGGCCGGCGGACUAGAUUAGCGAGCCAGAGUGGCAAGAGACAUGCAGGGUUCUCUUGUGCUAACACUCUGUCCAUCAAUGGACUGAUGAUUGGUGUGCCUGAAUAUCGAAGGGAGCUGGGCAUGAUUGCGUGCUAUUGGACGCCUCAGCGCAUCUUCAAUCAAGGUCAAACAGUCUACAAACAGCUCCGCAGUGAAAUGAGUCAGUCAAAAAUAACAAUGGUGUUGAAGCUCUGAUGAAGCUUCAAUAGAUCCAUCUUUGAAGAUAUAUAACCAUGAAUCUUGUUGGCAAGAUUGCCUGUUCCCCCUCUGUUGUUUGCUCCUUCAGCAAUCAAAAACAACAUCUCAUUUUUUUUCUUUUGAGUCUAUUUCCUUGGUGUCUUCCUAUUUCAUUUUGUCCUUUUUCUCUCUUUGGUUUGCUUUUGGCUCUCAUUCUUAAUUUCAAAGCUAUCAUUUAGCAGAUAUUUUACUUAAGUGCUUGCUUGUUGACACAUUCCUUUCAAGCAUACUGCUAGGACCGAUUGACUCUGGAAAGUCAUCUCCUGUUUCUGCUUUUAUUUUUAUUUUUUUUCCCUCUUGCCAUAACUACACGGUCUUUACGAUCUCGCUUCUAUACCUGGCCACGGUUACAAAACCCCCAAUCUCUUUAACAUUUCAUAUCAUUACCUCUUCCUGUUUCUCCUUCUUUUACUCAGUUACCCUUAAAAUGGCUGGUUCUCAGUACGGCGCGAUUGGUAUGACCUUCAAGGUUGUCCGCAUGCUCCAGGUCGUGUGCCUUAUUGCGAUCAUUGGGAUGACUGCCAAUUUCAUCUCGCAGAUGGUGUCGAGUAAUACCACUCCGCCCGAGGUUCUUGUCGGGACUAUUAGCGUGACAUGCAUUGCUGUCCUAUACUGUGUUGUCACAUUCAUCCUGUUCAUGGACAACAUCCUACCGUUCCUGAUCAAUACUGGUCUGGAUGGUCUUCAUCUAAUCGCCGUCAUUGUUGUUGCCGUUACCGUCGGAAAGCCGCUGUCCUACGUAAACUGCAACGUCCUCGGGAGAGUCUCAAACGGUACAUCUUCGGCAUACGCGUUUGCUGCCGCUUUGGGCAACAGCCUUGCCAAAAAUGGUGACAAGAUCAGCUAUACCCACUGGGUCGGCACUUCUAAGCCAAACUGCCUUGAGAUGAAGGCUAUUUGGGGUCUAAGCAUUGCUCUUUGCAUCCUCUUCGCUCUAUCUGCUACAUGUAGCGUUGUCAUGUGGCGUCAGCAGAGAUCUGUCAAGCCUAAAGAUGUUGAAGGUUAAGCCUGUCCUCUGAGUCCGCUUCUCUCGGUCUGCAUUGGGUCCUAACCGAAAUCGUGGAUUUUGAUAAUCCUGUCCUACAUGCUUCCAUAGAUCAUAUAGCGGGUUGGAAUUUUUUCUGUCCUUUUUGUUUUAUAAGUUAUCAUUUGUACGGGUGGCUUCCUUCCUCUCUUGAAUAUGCAUUGUUGGUUUACCCAUUGGCUUUUUAUUUCUUUGUCGUUCCUGCAUGUUGUUUGGGGUUUGCCAGAUGGCAAAAGUAAUGAUAAUUGCGAGACAUGUUUAGAGAUCGAAUUAAUGGCUUUGGAGGGGGAAAAAAACAAAAUUACGCGAUACGUUGCAAGAGAUUAGCAAUAUAAAAUUUUCUUUUGG
Messenger RNA from Coccidioides posadasii C735 delta SOWgp, 1933 nucleotides. RefSeq lists its product as uncharacterized. The record is from RefSeq and is a predicted model, not a curated record. Lineage: Eukaryota; Fungi; Ascomycota; Eurotiomycetes; Onygenales; Onygenaceae.